This is a messenger RNA of Fulmarus glacialis (Northern fulmar), 1810 nucleotides long. It is a transcript of the gene SYBU, whose product is annotated as syntabulin (syntaxin-interacting). The transcript has 5 exons. Bases 136 to 1641 code for a protein of 501 amino acids. The record is from RefSeq and is a predicted model, not a curated record. Gene Ontology annotation, cellular component: cytoplasmic microtubule; vesicle. Gene Ontology annotation, biological process: synapse maturation; axonal transport of mitochondrion. Lineage: Eukaryota; Metazoa; Chordata; Aves; Procellariiformes; Procellariidae.
GCCAGGACUUGGCUUUGGAAAGCUGUUGGCGUUUUGCAAGGGCAGGAAUGUUUUGGGGGCCCGAACACCAGAGGGAGUGAAGCCGAUUUUAGCUCUUCAAGCAGCACGGGCAGUAUUUCAGCACCUGAAGUCCAUAUGUCUGCUGCUGGAAGCAAAAGAUCUUCUUUUUCUCGCAACCGUGGCCCUUAUGGUCGGAAUAAUGGAUCCUUAUCCUGCAAGUCUGGAGCCAGCCCACCUGCUUCCCGUGAAAAGGACCCUUUUUCAACUCUGUGCAAAAACCAGCUGAGUCCUGCUAACAUCCAUCAGAGUUACAAGGCUUCUUCAGCCAGCAGCAGCAACUCAGGCUCAUACAAAGGAAGCGACAGCAGCCCAGUGAUGAGGCGAUCAGGGAGAUACAAUUCUUGUGGUGACAAUCACAGCAUUAAGCCACAAAAUCCAGAGCAGUAUUUGACUCCUCUGCAGCAGAAGGAAGUUACAGUACGGCAUUUGAAAACAAAGCUGAAGGAAUCUGAGAGCAAACUUAAAGAAAGGGAAACAGAAAUAGAAGAGCUCAAAGCUCAGCUGGGACGGAUGAGGGAAGACUGGAUUGAAGAAGAGUGUAAUCGUGUGGAGGCAGAGCUGGCCUUAAAGGAAGCAAGAAGCGAAAUUAAACAACUCAAGCAGGUUAUUGAAACCAUGAAAAACAGCUUGGCUGAGAAAGACAAAAAAAUUCAGAAAUACUUCAUAGACAUAAACAUUCAAAACAAGAAACUGGAAUCUUUGCUGCAGAGCAUGGAGAUGGCUCAGAACAGCUCUGUGACGGAUGAGCAGUGCCUGGAGUACACGUGUGACUCAGAGGGGAAGCCGUUAGUGUGUGCCACAAUGCCAGACAGCCUCAUCACAGAGGACCAAGCUCUGGAGGAAGUGGCAGAUAGUGGGCUGCUCCUUAAUGAGGACACAGCUAAUGGGAGUGAUUCAUCUGAAGAGAGUUUGACCACCACAACCUCUGAGUUGAGUGAUCCAGCUCCCUCCAGUUCUGCUGUGAAUAAAGAGAUGCUUGAAAAUGUUCUGGAUGAACAACUAACUUCUUCCCAGGAGGAGGAGAAAAGCAGCAAUGUGAUGGUGGAACAGGCCAUCCAGACUGACGUGGUGCCAUAUAGCCUAGAUGUGGAGCAGCUCAUUCAAAACAUCUUCAGAGCUCAAGAUGCCUGUCCUCUAAGCCCACCUUCUUCACUGAAGGAAUUGGGUGAAUUUUCUCUUGGAAGCUUCAGUGAUUCUGGUAUCAUAGUGGACUUAACUCCAAGUGAUCCAAACUCUGCCAUUCUUUUGUCUCCUAUGGAGUCUCCAUGCAGGAAGGUGGAGCAUGUAGCUAAUGAAAACCGUUUCAUGAAAGAACUUGAUUUUACGGAACCUCAUGAUGAUGAAGCCUUUGGGUACAUCCAUACUGUCUCUCAGACAGAUAUAAAGAGGAGAUACUGGAGCAGCAGUCUCCUCAGAGAUGUUCUGGCUGUAGCAGCCCCUGUUGUACCAACUAUCAUGUGGGCUUUCAGUACUCACAGAGGAGGAACAGAUCCCAUUUACAAUAUCGGAGCAUUGCUUCGUGGUUGCUGCCUGGUGGCCCUGCACUCUUUACGCCGUACACCCUUCAAUAUCAAAACCUAAAGUCCACUCUGUCCCUGGGCACCAACUGGCUGAGGCAGGCAGAAAGAGGGAUGAGAUAGGUUGUAAAAAGUUAUUGUAUAUUCUGGCAGAGUCCAUCAUUUUGCUUUUGACUAUGUGAUUUGCACUAUAAGUUGGUUCAAAAACAUUUUCCUUGUUUCAAAAUGAAAAA